UGAUUCAGUAUAUGCCACGGUUGCUGAUUUCAGCUGAUAUUUUAGUGCAUCACUAACUGUCUCUGUUGUAUUAUGAGCAGCCCAAACAACAGUAGGAAUUCUCGGAAUGAAGGUUACAGUUACACUGGAUGGAAUAGCAUGAAGACGUUAACAAAUAAGGAUCUGGUUGAGAAAAAGAGUAAUCCUACAAAGUAUUACCUAACGGAAAAAGGCAAAGAGACAGCUCGCGAUUGUCUUGCACGGUCUGGAUUGGAUGAUCCUACAGGACCUUUAACGGCGGCCGGUCAUCUUGCAGUUGUGCUCAGUGAUUCAGAUUCUGAUGAAUACGACGGCAGCAGUCCCCUGAUAGGUUCUGAAAGAAGUGGACUUCCAAACUCAAAAGCAGGCAGUUCGAGUUCCUUUGGUAUUAGCAUGCUUUCUUUGUAUAUAAUAUGAUGAUAUAUUCCAUAAGCAAAAUAUUACAACCCGCUGAUCUUUGUAGUUAAUGCCAUUUUUUUUC
This is a messenger RNA of Triticum urartu, 499 nucleotides long. NCBI's taxonomy places the organism in Eukaryota, Viridiplantae, Streptophyta, Magnoliopsida, Poales, Poaceae. The record is from RefSeq and is a predicted model, not a curated record.